This is a messenger RNA of Terrapene triunguis (Three-toed box turtle), 803 nucleotides long. RefSeq lists its product as uncharacterized. The transcript has 5 exons. The annotation marks the transcript as partial. Lineage: Eukaryota; Metazoa; Chordata; Testudines; Emydidae. The record is from RefSeq and is a predicted model, not a curated record. Gene Ontology annotation, molecular function: zinc ion binding.
AUGCGCGCCUACCCGCUAGGGGCGGGGCUCCGGUUCCUCCACGCCCGCGACCGGCCAGGGCAGGGGACGGGGCUAAUGCAAAUGAGCGAUAUGCAAAUGAGGAUGGGCUGCGCGAGAGUUCGGUUCCCGGAACGUUGCCUGGAGCGUGGGCAGGUGGGAGCCGCCGCUGCCAGCCCCGCUUGUCACUCCCAGGAUGAGGCGGAAGCAGAGGGCAGCCGAGGCGGGGGGCGCGGGCCUGGCACUGGAGCGCGCUGGGGGUGGCAGGACUCCGGCGGCACCUGGCAUCGCUUCGUGCCUGAGCAGAGUGAGGUGCUGACACAGGCAGCCAGGGCAGGGAAGCCCAGCGUGACUGUGGGUUCCCGCGUGGACCUGCGGCGGAUGGUGCAGCGGGAUGGACAGACGGGGCAGGACAGAUGUGUGGCAGCCGCUGUCCAGGACCAGGACUCCUAUUUCGUGUGGUGCUGGCAGGGGGACGAAGAGGGGCAGUGGCUGCCCUACCCUGCCGAUACCUGCCUGGCGCUGGAGCGAGCGCGGCGCGGCGACGGGGGGCCCAGCCUAGAGGUGACGUUCAGCCGGACCCACUACACAUUGGACACGUCACAGAUGACCCAGACCAACGUCAGAACUGGAUACCAGCGCCGGAUGGAGCGGAGGGAGUCAGACGCUGUGGAUGAUCAUGGGGGAUCUGAGCCCAGCUCCGUCCCUGGCUCCUCGUCCCCCCAACGGCCCCCAGCGCCGAAGAGACCCCGGGAUGGGGGGGCCAGCCCCAACCCCGGAGCCAGGGGAGAGAGCACAGGUGAGGG